Penicillium griseofulvum is the source of this 1431-nucleotide messenger RNA. RefSeq lists its product as uncharacterized. NCBI's taxonomy places the organism in Eukaryota, Fungi, Ascomycota, Eurotiomycetes, Eurotiales, Aspergillaceae. Gene Ontology annotation, biological process: protein deneddylation. Gene Ontology annotation, cellular component: COP9 signalosome. The record is from RefSeq and is a predicted model, not a curated record. Bases 1 to 1431 code for a protein of 476 amino acids. The transcript is spliced from 4 exons.
AUGUCUGAUGAUGAUGAUUUUAUGCAAGACUCUGGGGAUGAGGAUUACGACUUCGAAUAUGAGGACGCAGACGACGACGAAUCUGGUGACAUCGGAAUCGAAAACAAAUACUACAAUGCCAAACAGAUUAAAGUCGACAAUCCGGAAGAGGCAGUUGAUGAGUUCCUAGGCAUACCGCCCAUGGAACAAGACAAAAGCGACUGGGGAUUCAAAGGUCUCAAGCAGGCUAUCAAGUUGGAAUUCAAGCUCGGAAGAUACAGCGAUACUGUCGCACACUACCGGGAAUUGCUCACAUAUGUCAAAUCCGCUGUUACACGAAAUUAUUCAGAGAAAUCGAUCAACAAUAUGCUGGACUUUAUCGAGAAAGGGUCCGACAACGCAGAGGCCUACCAAUGCAUGGAGGAAUUUUACUCUCUGACCCUUGAAUCAUUCCAAAACACAAACAACGAGCGCCUUUGGCUGAAAACGAACAUUAAACUGGCACGCCUGUGGCUGGAACGCAAGCAAUAUGGCCAGCUGAACAAAAAGAUGCGGGAACUGCAUCGGGCAUGCCAACGAGAGGACGGAUCGGACGAUACCAGCAAAGGAACAUACCUACUUGAACUCUACGCCCUUGAGAUUCAGAUGUACGCGGAAACGAGGAAUAACAAACGAUUGAAGGCCUUAUACCAGCGGGCCCUUCGAGUGCGGUCGGCAGUGCCCCAUCCCAAGAUCAUGGGCAUUAUCCGUGAAUGUGGAGGCAAGAUGCACAUGAGCGAAGAGAAUUGGAAGGAAGCACAAAGUGAUUUCUUCGAAUCAUUCCGAAACUACGACGAAGCCGGUUCGAUGCAGCGAAUCCAAGUUCUCAAAUACCUGGUCUUAACGACGAUGCUCAUGAAAUCGGAUAUUAAUCCGUUCGAUUCUCAGGAAACCAAGCCAUACAAGAAUGAUCCCCGUAUUUCCGCCAUGACCGACUUGGUGGACGCUUUCCAACGGGACGACAUUCAUGCAUAUGAGGACGUGCUGAGCAAACAUCCGGAUGUCUUGGCUGAUCCUUUUAUUGCGGAGAACAUUGAUGAGGUGAGCCGCAAUAUGCGCACCAAGGCGGUUCUGAAAUUAAUCGCCCCUUACACUCGGUUUUCUCUGCAAUUUAUUUCCAAACACAUCAAAGUCUCUGUGCCAGAGGUGUUGGAUAUUCUCAGUUUCCUCAUCCUGGACAAAAAGCUCAACGCCAAGAUUGACCAGGAUAAUGGUACGGUGGUAGUGGAGAGUGCGAGUGACGUGGAGCGGCUGCGAGCUGUGGGUGAGUGGAGCUCAGCACUGCGCACUCUCUGGCAAACAACACUCAAUGGUGAGGGGUUGCGUGCGAAUGAUACAUCUACAAUUUUCCUUGGAGAUGAACGCCGUGUCCGUAAGGACCGAGGCAAAAUGCCAGCCAAAUGGUUAUUCUAG